AUGUAGAGAUAGAAAUAAGAUUAUAUUAAAUUUAGAGAGAUGCUGAUUUAUAUUUUNAGGUUUAAGACUAAAAUUUUUGAAAAUUAACCUUUCAUUUAAUCUUAAACUUCAUCAAAUAAGGCAUAAACCAUAUUUUUUAAUUCUUAACUUCAGAGUGAAGAAAGAUAAACAAUAACCUCAUAAUUAUAAUCGAUUUAAGUUAAAAUUUUUGAUUAAAAAAACAAAUAAAGGUAAUCAGUAAAGUUAUAUUUAAAACAAAAAUUAAAUAAUAAAAGUGAGGAUUAAGGAUUGCUACCUAAAAUAGAUCAUAUUAAAUAGAGUAAUUUAGUUGCUACUUCAAUAUUAAGACCUUUAAAGAUACUUAAGACUCUUGGAGAUGAACCAAAAUCGAUUCAGAAACAAUAAAAUUUAUCAACUUUAAAACCAUCUAUACCUCAAUCUCCUUAUCUAAGCCAUUCAAAUGUAAUUAAAUAACAAGAUUAAUAAUUCUAAAUGGUUAAAUCGCCUCGAUAAUUUAUAAAAAGUUUUGCUUCGGAGAUAAUCUCACCAUAAAAAAGUUAGAAAAAUGAUUAUUUUAAAAUUAAGAAGAAUAGAAUGAUUAUAAUUUGA
Molecule: messenger RNA, 609 nt
Organism: Paramecium sonneborni
Lineage: Eukaryota; Ciliophora; Oligohymenophorea; Peniculida; Parameciidae
Source: the annotation of a GenBank genome assembly